CCACGUAUUUAUCGAUUGCGACUUUAGAUUGCUGACUUGAAAUUGUGACUUCAAACUUUCAGCGAGCAAAGUGACAUCGUUGAAGCAAGCACGAAAUAAAAAAGUUUUUUUUUCUUUUGUUAAUUGGUUUUGUUAAGAGAGACGCACAAAAAUGAAAAGUUUACUUUUGUCAAUGUUAUUUUGUUGUGGCCUCAUCAUUUACGAUUCCAGUGCUGUUCAACACAAUUUAUUCUAUGGGAAUUGUUCAAGAACUGCUCAUGAAUUGGUACCAAUUUACACGCAAGUCAUCACCAUGAAUAAUCCGCACGCUAUUCACAUGCCAUCACGUCCAGUUCGACGAUGGUACAAUUGGCUAUCGAACAUUUCAUUUCGUCGACGACCAACAACAACAUCUACACCACCACCACCAAUCGUUUCAGGAAAAGUUAUUAACGCAAGUGUCAUCUAUCCAGUGCCCGGCAUGGAAAAUUCCCAAACGAUUGAAUGUAUUCAAGUGAUCGAUAAUGUUCAAAAUGGUUAUGGUGCAUUUGCGUCGAUCGUUGGCGGUGGUUUUCAUCAAAAUAAAACGGAAAUCCGCUUGAUAUCACAACCAGGUGGCAUAAUUCAUUCAACAAUAACGAUUUUUACACACAAAAAGUCAUCGCCGUCGCCUCCACCACCUGCACAAACGCCAUUUGGUUGGAAACUGAAUUCAAACCCAAUUGUACAUCCGAAUCAAAUUCCAGGCUAUAAAUAUCCAUCGAACCAACAUCAAGCACACAAAUCGUAUUAUCCAUGGAAUGCCCUUCAUCAGAAAAAAUAAUUAUAAUAUCGACAUUUUUUUACCUUUUUGAAAACUUUCCAAAAACGAGUCGCUUGUUAAUGCCUCAAAUUAAAAAUUACAUUUGGGGAUGCACGUAAAUAAAAUAAAAAAUAAAAAACAAACAUAGAUUGUGAUCUUUUUAACUUAUAAUGGUCAAUGUCAAUGCAUUUAAACUAGCAAUAAAAAAAGACAAGUGUGUGGCUGCUUGAUUGCUCUUUGACUCCG
Molecule: messenger RNA, 1027 nt
Organism: Contarinia nasturtii (swede midge)
Lineage: Eukaryota; Metazoa; Arthropoda; Insecta; Diptera; Cecidomyiidae
Exons: 2
Coding region: 152-802 (216 amino acids)
Source: RefSeq, a predicted model, not a curated record